AUGUUCGAUAAGGUCAAACUCCGCUCGAAGGGCAGUAACCCAGUAGCUGCCGUUCCUGCGGCUACUCCGGGUCAACCUCCAAGUACAAGACAGAUCUACCAAUCGAGAAAGAAUUUCGGAGUCAACAUUGGAGCUUGUUUUGUAUCGGAAAAAUGGAUAUUCCAUGAGUUGUUCGGUGAAAACGUUCCUGAAUUCGAGCUCGCAGCAGUUGAAGCUAUGGUGAGAGCGAAGGGUUUAGAUGGUGCCAAAAGUACAUUUGAGAAUUUCUGGUCUAAUUUUAUGAAUGACAAUGACUGGAGAUGGUUGCAGGACAACCAGGUCACUUCUGUAAGAAUUCCCAUAGGAUAUUGGGAUGUUGCCGGUGGAAGGUUUACCAAAGGCACCCAAUUUGAGAAGUAUGGGUCUUCUGUCUAUUCUGGAGCUUGGAAUAUAUUUAAGGAAAAGUUCGUCAAGCCAGCAGGAAAACAUAAUAUCUCUGUAUUGGUGGAUCUUCAUGGGUUACCCGGUGGUGCUAACUCUAGCGAUCACAGUGGUGAGAAGUCUGGUGGUCUGGCAGCUUUUUGGUCAAACGAGAAAUUUCAGUUGCAGGUUGCUGAAAUGCUCACCUUUAUUGCCAGGGAUUUACAGCAGUUUGAGAACAUUUCUGGUAUUCAAGUAGUCAACGAAGCAGAAUUCGCGCAAGAGCCAGCUUCAAAGCAAACUACUUACUAUGUAGCUGCUCUCAAUCUGAUCCGAGAAGCGGAUUCAGGUAUCCCAGUGAUUAUUUCUGACGGCUGGUGGACAGACCAGUGGGUGAGAUUCAUUCAGAAACACCAACAGAACAACAAUAGUCUAGGUUUGAUAAUCGAUCACCACGUAUACCGUUGUUUUUCUAAGGAAGACAAGGAUAAGUCUCCGAUGAGGAUCAUUGAAGAUUUGAACAAUGAUGUAUUAACUAAUUUGACUGAUAAUGGUAAGGGAGUUGACAUUAUGGUCGGUGAAUUCUCUUGUGUACUUGACCAACAGUCGUGGAAUAAAGAUGGUGCACAAGGCAGAAGAGAUGAGUUGGUGAUCCAGUACGGUAAUAGACAAUGUGACUUAAUUAAUGAAAGAGCAGGUAUGGGCUUUUACUUUUGGACUUACAAGUUCCAGUCGGGAAACGGAGGUGAAUGGGACUUAAAGCAAAUGGUGGAAAAAGGGGCUAUAAGGAAUCCAUUUUCCGUCAAUGGUAAGAGAUUGCCUGACAGAUCAAUGUUCGAACAGGCUUACAACCAAGCAAUGCAAGGUCAUGUUGGAUACUGGAGUGGAACCGAUCCUGGUGGAAGAUAUGAACAUGAGCGAUAUGGUGAAGGGUUCACUACUGCCUGGGCAGAUGCCGAGGAAUUCGCGAAGUUCAACGGGUCUGUCUUGGGCCGGGUUGAAGCAUGGAGAAUUGCACGGUUGUCGGAACAUAUCAGAGCUCGAGGUGCUCUGGGCUACUUGUGGGAAUGGGAACAGGGUUUCUAUGAAGGAUUGAAGCAGUUUCAUUCUAAUGUGAGAUGA
This is a messenger RNA of Scheffersomyces stipitis CBS 6054, 1521 nucleotides long. RefSeq names its product 17-beta-hydroxysteroid dehydrogenase-like protein (gene EXG3). The record is from RefSeq and is a predicted model, not a curated record. NCBI's taxonomy places the organism in Eukaryota, Fungi, Ascomycota, Pichiomycetes, Serinales, Debaryomycetaceae. Gene Ontology annotation, biological process: glucan catabolic process. Gene Ontology annotation, molecular function: glucan endo-1,6-beta-glucosidase activity. The coding region runs from base 1 to 1521 and encodes 506 amino acids. The transcript has a single exon. Gene Ontology annotation, cellular component: cell surface; extracellular region.